GGGCUGGGAAAACAACUCUUCUGAAUUACAUACUGACAGAACGGCAUAACAAAAGAAUAGCAGUUAUUCUGAAUGAGUUUGGAGAAGGAAGUGCAUUGGAGAAAUCGCUGGCAAUCAGUCAAGGGGGAGAACUCUAUGAAGAAUGGCUGGAGCUCAGAAAUGGCUGCCUGUGCUGUUCAGUAAAGGACAAUGGUGUGAAAGCUAUUGAGAACCUGAUGCAAAGGAGAGGAAAAUUUGACUAUAUAUUGUUAGAAACAACUGGUUUGGCAGAUCCAGGAGCUGUGGCCUCCAUGUUCUGGGUUGAUUCUGAGCUGGGAAGUGACAUCUACCUUGAUGGUAUUGUAUCUGUUGUUGAUGCAAAGCAUGGAUUGCAGCACUUGACAGAGGAAAAGCCAGAAGGCCUUGUCAAUGAAGCAUCUCGGCAGGUUGCAUUAGCUGAUCUUAUAAUCAUCAAUAAAACAGAUUUGGUUUCAAGGGAAGAAUUGAAUAAAGUCAGAACAUCUGUCAGGUCAAUAAAUGGACUUGUUAAAAUUCUAGAGACACAAAGAUCAAGAGUUGAUCUCUCCAAUGUCUUGGACCUGCAUGCUUUUGACAGUUUAUCUGGGAUAAGUUUGCAGAAAAAGCUUGAGCAUGUAAAGACAACACAUGCGCAUCUAGAUAAGGGUAUAAUUACAGUAACAUUUGAAGUUCCAGGAAAUAUAAAAGAAGAGAACUUAAAUCUCUUUAUUCAGAAUCUUCUGUGGGAGAAGAAUGUGAAAGAUAAGACUGGGCGCACCAUGGACGUCAUAAGACUGAAGGGACUGGUAUCUAUUCAAGGCAAAUCUCAUCAUGUGAUAGUCCAAGGUGUCCAUGAGCUCUAUGAUCUGGAAGAGACUGCAGUAGCCUGGAAAGAAGAUGAAAAGAGAACAAAUAGACUCGUCCUAAUAGGCAGGAACUUGGAUAAGGAGACCAUCAAGGAAGUAUUCAUAGCCACUGUGAGAGAGAAACAAGGAACAGUUGACAUUAAACUACAAAAAAGAUGA
Molecule: messenger RNA, 1022 nt
Organism: Cariama cristata (Red-legged seriema)
Lineage: Eukaryota; Metazoa; Chordata; Aves; Cariamiformes; Cariamidae
Gene: ZNG1A
Product: COBW domain-containing protein 1-like
Exons: 14
Cellular component (GO): cytoplasm
Source: RefSeq, a predicted model, not a curated record